Pipistrellus kuhlii (Kuhl's pipistrelle) is the source of this 6529-nucleotide messenger RNA. It is a transcript of the gene NEK10, whose product is annotated as NIMA related kinase 10. Gene Ontology annotation, biological process: protein phosphorylation. Gene Ontology annotation, molecular function: ATP binding; protein serine/threonine kinase activity. The transcript has 37 exons. NCBI's taxonomy places the organism in Eukaryota, Metazoa, Chordata, Mammalia, Chiroptera, Vespertilionidae. Bases 192 to 3683 code for a protein of 1163 amino acids. The record is from RefSeq and is a predicted model, not a curated record.
UGCAGCUGGUAUAGGUGCCCCGGAGUUGCAGGGGCCGGAGUGGGCUGGGGGAGGGCGGACGGGCCCUCCUGUCCGGAGCAGCGGGGGCCGCCGCAGAGAGGAUGAGAAGGACCCGUUAGGGACUGGCCUGAAGGAGGGACCUCCCUCCAGCGCGGAAUGCAAUGUUAAUUCUGGGGCGUUGACAUCUUACAAUGCCUGAUCAAGACAGAAAGGUGAAGACAGAAAAAUCAACCGACAAAAAGCAGCAAGGAAUCACCACCACCAGGGACUAUUCAGAUCUUAAAAGACUUCGGUGCCUUUUGAACGUCCAGUCAAGCAAACAACAGCUUCCAGCCAUUACCUUCGAUAGUGCCCAAAAUAGCAUGACGAAGUCUGAGCCCGCCAUCAAGGAGGGUGGACACAGAGCUCGAGGUCAGUGGCACGAGUCCACUGAAGCUGUUGAACUUGAAAAUUUUAGUAUAAACUACAAGAAUGAGAGGAAUUUCAGCAAACAUCCCCAGCAUCAACUAUUUCAGGAGAUCUUUACAGCGUUGGUGAAAAAUAGGCUCAUAUGCAGAGAGUGGGUUAAUCGAGCCCCAUCUAUUCACUUUCUGAGAGUGUUAAUCUGUCUGAGACUACUCAUGAGGGAUCCAUGUUACCAGGAAAUACUCUACAGCUUGGGUGGCAUUGAAAGCCUAGCUCAGUACAUGGAGAUCGUGGCCACUGAGUACCUCAGCUACAGCGAGGAGCAGCACAGUGUGGGCAAGCUGGUCAACAUGACGUAUAUUUUUCAAAAGCUUGCUGCUGUGAAAGACCAAAGAGAAUGGGUCACCACGAGCGGCGCCCACAAGACAUUAGUAAAUUUACUCGGUGCCCGAGAUACCAGUGUUCUGUUGGGUGCCCUUCUGGCUCUGGCUAGUUUGGCUGAAAGCCCAGAAUGUAGGGAGAAGAUAAGUGAACUCAACGUUGUAGAAAAUCUGUUGAUGAUUUUACAUGAAUAUGACUUACUUUCCAAAAGGCUGACCGCGGAGCUGCUGCGCCUGCUCUGUGCCGAGCCCCAGGUGAAGGAGCAGGUGAAGCUCUACGAGGGGAUCCCCGUCCUCCUCAGCCUGCUCCACUCAGACCACCUGAAGCUGCUCUGGAGCGUCGUCUGGAUCCUGGUGCAGGUUUGCGAGGACCCCGAGACCAGCGUGGAAAUCCGCAUUUGGGGAGGCAUCAAGCAGCUCCUUCACAUCCUAAGAGGAGACAGGAAUUUUGUCUCUGAUCGCUCUUCCAUCGGGAGCCUGUCCAGUGCGAAUGCGGCAGGCCGAAUCCAGCAGCUCCACUUGUCAGAAGAUCUGAGCCCUCGGGAAAUACAGGAAAACACUUUCUCUCUCCAAGCAGCCUGCUGUGCUGCCCUCACCGAGCUAGUGCUCAACGACACCAAUGCCCACCAGGUGGUGCAGGAGAAUGGUGUGUAUACCAUAGCAAAAUUGAUUUUACCGAACAAACAAAAAAAUGCAGCAAAAACUAAUCUACUUCAGUGUUAUGCCUUCAGAGCCUUGAGGUUUCUCUUCAGCAUGGAAAGAAACAGGCCGCUCUUCAAAAGACUUUUUCCCACCGACUUGUUUGAGAUCUUCAUUGACAUAGGACAUUACGUGCGAGAUAUCAGUGCUUAUGAAGAAUUGGUCUCAAAGUUGAAUUUAUUAGUGGAGGAUGAACUGAUGCAAAUUGCUGAAAAUAUUGAAAGUAUUAAUCAGAAUAAAGCUCCUUCAAAAUAUAUAGGCAACUACGCCAUUUUGGAUCAUCUUGGAAGUGGAGCUUUUGGCUGUGUUUACAAGGUUAGGAAGCGUAGUGGUCAAAAUCUCUUAGCAAUGAAAGAAGUCAAUUUACAUAACCCAGCCUUUGGAAAGGAUAAAAAAGAUCGAGACAGCAGUGUGAAGAAUAUUGUUUCCGAAUUAACCAUAAUUAAAGAGCAGCUUUAUCAUCCCAAUGUUGUACGCUAUUACAAAACAUUUCUGGAAAAUGACAGGUUGUAUAUAGUUAUGGAGCUUAUAGAAGGAGCCCCUCUUGGAGAGCAUUUCAGUUCUUUGAAGGAAAAACAACUUCAUUUUACUGAAGAAAGACUAUGGAAAAUAUUUAUUCAGCUGUGCUUAGCUCUUCGGUACUUGCACAAGGAGAAGAGAAUCGUCCACAGAGAUGUGACGCCAAACAACAUCAUGCUGGGGGAUAAGGACAAAGUGACAGUGACUGACUUUGGCCUAGCAAAGCAAAAACAAGAGAACAGUAAACUCACAUCUGUUGUUGGAACAAUCCUGUAUUCCUGCCCUGAGGUGCUGAAGAGUGAGCCGUACGGGGAGAAGGCUGACGUCUGGGCCGCAGGCUGCAUCCUGUACCAGAUGGCCACACUGAACCCCCCCUUCUACAGCUCCAACAUGCUCUCCCUGGCUACAAAAAUCGUGGAGGCGGUGUAUGAGCCAGUGCCAGAAGGCAUCUACUCUGAAAAAGUGACAGAUACCAUCAGCAGGUGCCUCACUCCUGACGCAGAAGCCCGCCCAGACAUUGUGGAAGUCAGCUCCCUGAUAUCGGAUGUCAUGAUGAAGUAUUUAGAUAGCUUGUCUACAUCCCAGCUGGCCUUGGAGAAGAAACUGGAACGGGAACGGAGGCGCACACAGAGGUAUUUUAUGGAAGCCAACCGGAACACCGUCACGUGUCACCAUGAGCUGGCUCCACUGUCUCAUGAGACCUUCGAGAAGGCAAGCCUGAGCAGCAGCAGCAGUGGGGCAGCCAGCCUGAAGAGCGAGCUUUCGGAGAGCGUGGACCUGCCCCCCGAAGGGCUCCAGGCCCCCUGUGGGAGGGAAGACGACAGGGCCUGUGAUGAAAUCCUGUCGGAUGACACCUUCAACCUGGAAAACAUGGAGAAAGAUAUAUACUCAGAGCUAGACGAUGACUUGGACAUUUCAGACAACUCCAGCAGCUCCAGCUCCAGCCCUUUGAAAGAAUCUACAUUCAGCAUUUUAAAGAGAAGUUUUAGUGCUUCAGGAGGAGAAAGACAAUCCCAAAUGAGGGACUUCACUGGGGGAGUGGUAUCAAGACCAAGACCAGCUUUGCUGCCUCUUGACCUGCUUCUGAAAGUGCCACCCCUCAUGCUCAGAGCCCACAUUAAGGAGGUAGAGGCCGAGCAAGUGACGGGGUGGCAGUCCCACAGCCUCCCCACUGUGAUCCUCCGCAAUCUCAAAGAUCAUGCAUCUGCAGGGAUCGCUGUGUCCCAGAGGAAAGUCCGUCAGAUCAGUGAUCCCAUUCAGCAGAUCUUAAUUCAGCUGCACAAAAUCAUCUACAUCACGCAGCUUCCUCCAGCGCUGCACCACAAUUUGAAAAGAAGGGUCAUAGAGAGAUUCAAGAAAUCCCUCUUCAGCCAGCAGAGUAACCCUUGUAAUUUGAAAUCUGAAAUUAAAAAGUUAUCUCAGGGAUCUCCAGAACCCAUCGAGCCCAACUUUUUCACGGCGGAUUAUCAUUUAUUACAUCACUCAGCAGGUGGGAACAGUCUGUCCCCAAACGAACCACCAGGCCUCCCCACCAGCUGUGACUUGGAGGAGGGAAUAACAUAUGAGCAGAUGCAGACUGUGAUUGAAGAAGUCCUAGAGGAAAGUGGUUAUUACAAUUUUACUUCUAAUAGGUAUCACUCCUAUCCAUGGGGGACCAAGAACCACCCAACCAAACGAUGAAAAUGCUGCACUUUGAAUGAGCGUUCAAGUUCGGAACUUGUGCCACCACUGCAAGAUGCCUGAGGACUGGGUGCUGUUAAAAGAGUGUAGAGGAGAAAAGACCACAAUGCCAUAGUGCCGGCAGGACCUCUUUAUGGAGGUCUGGUGCUAGGCUCUGUGAGGGCUGCAGUGCUUGGAGGCUCAAUUCCUGGGAUGCAAUAUACAUGGGGCGACAGGGCUUCCAGUGUGCUUCUGGGAGAAGAUGCUGCAAAUUCACCUGCAGGACGAAAACCCACUCCUCACAGAACUUUCCUCCAAGUUAGAAAAAAUGAACAUCUUGUCAUAUUUUUCAAAGAAAUAUUUUAUACUUAGAAUUGCUAAGUUCAGAGACAUCUAUCUUUCCAUGUAUAUAAAAUAGUUUUAGUUAAAGAAAAUUAUAGGACUCAAAAUAAUAACAUAUUGGGUGAUUCACUGUAUCUCCCAUUUUUUUUAAAUCUUAAAAGAUAUUUAAAAUGUGAUUGAAUUUUUUGUUUGUUUUAAUGAAAGGAUUGGUUCUCUCUUAACCACUUGGGUGCUAGUGGUCUUGAACCCAGAUACAGUGUAGACAGUAUUGUAACCUUGCACAGCCUCUGGGAAUAAUUAUCAAAUAGUCAUAUUUAAGUUAGAGUAAGAGAAUAUAUGGAUGUACAGUGUGUAUAUGUACAUAUGAGUGGGGGCAGAGGGGAUUCGGAUUAGUCUAAUGCUUUGCUGCUAAUCAAACUUAUAGUGUUUUUAGAGCACUUUGAAGAGUUCAUAGAAUCUAUGAGAGAGAUGCAAUAUUUCUUGUUCUAAGUCCCCCCUUACUAAAAUUACAUUGUUAUAAAAUUUUUAUUGUUGAAAAUUUGAAAUGAAUACAAGUUAUAUAAUAAAAUCAAAGUUCCUUGAUUCAUUGAGACAUCCCUUAAAAAGAGAAAUCAGAAUACCAAACAGUGUCCCAUUCCUAUAUAGAAAGAAUUUAUGAUGGAAACUUUCUAGAUUUUUAUUAGUCUUCAAUUGGCUUCUUACAACUACUAUAAUGUCAAGAAAUGCCCUUAUUGUCAAAUCAGACUACACUUCUAACUCCUUAAAGAAUAUUUUAAUGCUAUAUAAUUACUAAUCUGAAAUUAGGCUUUUUGUUUACUUUUCACUGAGUUGUUAUUUUUAUUUAUAUUGGUGUAUUUUUAGCACAAUUGAAUAAAGUUAGUUCAAUAUAUUUAUAAUAGUUAAAACACUAACCUUUUGUAUAGAAUGGGAAAAUAUUUUAAUGUGAAUCCAUCUUUUUUUUUUUUUUUUACAAUUAGCAUGUUUAAUACUUAAACAAUAUCCAAAUUCCCUUUAGCUAAUGCCUUUGAAGACUGUCAAUGAAUUGUUGUCUUUAAGCCAAAGUAAUAAAAAUUACAGUGCAAUUUAUAGAUUCACAUCUAAUUUAAAAUCAUAGAUGUAAAUAUAGUAAUGACAAUUUCAUUUUCAGCUUUCAAACCAAUUCCAUCCAAAUGUGAAAUUUACACUUGAAAUAAAAAUGCUGUGGUUUUGUUGAUUUAAACCAAGCAAAAUUUUAUUCCUAUUCCAUUUAAUUUGAACCUGAACUAUUACUUUUCAUGUUUGUUUUUUUUUAAAUAUAUGGAAUGGGCACAUUUUUUCAUUGUAUAGGAGGUAUGGGCCUAGAGGGGCAGUACUUAGAAAUAAACCAAGCUAUGUGGUGAACAUUUGAACAAUUAAGUUCUUUAUCAAAUGACAAUAGAUAGAAAAGAAUAGUCUUCAGCGGUCACAUGUUAGUUAGAGAAGAGACAUUCUGUAUUGAAGGUGAUCUUCAAUGCAUGCAGUCAAUCUCAUGAAUGAACUGAGCAGACGAUUUCCAUCUCACACUUUCAGGCCAGAGGAACGGCAUGGAUUAUUAGGAGCCAAUAAAAACAAACAAAAAUAAGCAAAUGUGUGGCUUUUUCAGCAGCAGCUUCAGGCCCAUCACUGAUAAGUGGAUUAUUUUGCCAAAAUAAUGGAUGUGUGCUGUUUGAAUCCCUCCCUCUACCAGUUAUUGAAUCAACAUUCUCCCAGGCAAGAAUGAGCCUUUAAGAGGAAGUUAGGUCCUGGUAAAGGAACCCCCUUUUUUUUUUUGCAUGGAGGCACAUCCCAGCAGCAAAGUCAACUUUCAAAAGCCUUGUCUUUCAAAUUUUAUUUAGCUCCACUCCCCCUUACAAGGAAACAAGAAGGAUCAUUUUGUUUUGACGUUGGAACUGUCUUCUAGUGCAAAGAAAUUGUUACUUGAACUCUAGAGACCUCUUCAUCUUUCUUGAUUGCACUUCCAGAAUUUCUCUUCCUUUUGUACAAGUUUUAAUUAUGUGUUGUGUAAUGAAAUCCCUGUUAAUCUAUCUCAUGCUCAGUCACUGAAUAUUUCUGUGGAACAGAAGAUGAGUCAAUCUUUUCAGAUCACCUUUGUUGCACAGACAUUUCAGUGACUUAUGUUAUGAUCCACCAGCUCUAUCUGAAUAUGUAUAUUUGAAACCUUAGUUUGCUUCUUCAAAAAAAGAAAAAAGAUGUUCCUUCUCAGGGAAGUGACUGCAGUAGGCCUAUAAGCUUCCUGGUUGUCAACCUUCUCUUCUUCUAGAUAUAUUUCAUUAGAGAUCUUCAGGACAUAGUAUAAUAAUAUGCGCACUAGACCCAGUGUUCAUGGAGGAGUUUCAGAAAUCUAGAGAAAUGUGGAUACUGGUGAAGCAGUGGUCAGUGUGUACAAUCUGCUUCGGCAUUCUGAAGCGGAACCUCAUUAGCAAACACUGUUAUAAAGUUUACCCAAAUGGUUGAACUGAUUAGGAGUUAAGGUCUUCCUAGAGGUACCAUUUAUGACUUAAGAAAUA